Molecule: messenger RNA, 515 nt
Organism: Saimiri boliviensis boliviensis (Bolivian squirrel monkey)
Lineage: Eukaryota; Metazoa; Chordata; Mammalia; Primates; Cebidae
Source: RefSeq, a predicted model, not a curated record
UUUAAAAAAGAAUUGUAGCACAGUGUGUUCUCUAUGAGUUACCCCAAAGGCAACGGUUCACUUUCUGCCCAAAAUGGCUGGCAAACAGGCUGUUUCAGCAUCAGGCAAGUGGCUGGACGGUAUUCAAAAAUGGUAUUACAAUGCUGCAGGAUUCAAUAAACUGGGGUUAAUGCAAGAUGAUACAAUGUACGAGGACGAAGAGGUAAAACAACCCAUAAGAAGGCUUCCAGAGAACCUUGAUAAUGACAGGAUGUUUCAAAUUAAGAGGGCACUGGACCCAUCCAUGAGGCUUCAGAGCUUGCCUAAAGAGCAGUGGACCAAAUAUGAAGAGGAAAAUUUCUGCCUUGAACCAUAUCUCAAAGAGGUUAUUCGGGAAAGAAAAGAGAAGAAUGGGAAAAGAAGUAAUCAUGUAGUUGAAGUCUGUGGAUGCAGCUGUUAUGAAGAUGAUUAAACUUGAAACAAACAAUUUUAAGAAUUAUUUGGUCUGCAGAUGUUUUACUUUAAAUAAAUGUCUA